Haliotis rubra (blacklip abalone) is the source of this 3394-nucleotide messenger RNA. Its product is annotated as E3 ubiquitin-protein ligase MIB2-like. Gene Ontology annotation, biological process: protein ubiquitination. NCBI's taxonomy places the organism in Eukaryota, Metazoa, Mollusca, Gastropoda, Lepetellida, Haliotidae. Gene Ontology annotation, cellular component: cytoplasm. Gene Ontology annotation, molecular function: ubiquitin-protein transferase activity; protein binding; zinc ion binding. Bases 172 to 2790 code for a protein of 872 amino acids. The transcript has 20 exons. The record is from RefSeq and is a predicted model, not a curated record.
CUUGUCACAGUCUAAAGCUGGCUAACUUCCUGGUCGGGUGUAACUGUUCAUGAGCUUCAGAAGACACACCUCUACUGCAGCUGGAUCACCUGGUGUCCUCCUAGAGUCGUUACCCGUGGAUACUGUGUGUUAGAGAGAUCGAUACAUACCCAGAAGCGUACAUCGUGAACGAUGUUUAUUGGUCUAAGAGUUAUCCGAGGACCUGAUUGGUCAAACAGCGAAUGCGAUGGAGGUGAAGGUCACGUUGGUACGGUGGCGACGUUAGAGGGCGCUGGUGCUGUUGACGUUAUCUGGGACAGUGGUCAGAGAAGCACGUGCAAGGCGGGCAAGGAUGGUCAGCAUGAACUGAGAGUAUUUGACAGUGCUACUGUAGGCAUACGUCACAAGGGUGUCACGUGUUGUGGGUGUGACACCAAGGACUUCUUCGGAACGAAAUGGACGUGCAGUCAGUGCAAGGACGCCAACCUGUGCUUCCUCUGCUACUCCGCGGAUAAACAUGACCUCAGUCACGUGUUUGUGCGUCAUGACUCCCCCGGGGAAAAAGGAACUCAGGUCAAGAAACGCUCCGGAUGUCUGAAGGUCAGAUCUCUUGGACUCUUCCCAGGAGCUCGAGUUGCUCGGGGAGAGGACUGGAAGUGGGAUCAACAAGACGGCGGGUCAGGGAGCAAGGGGAAGAUAACCGAAAUCCCACAAGAACACAGCGUGACCACCAUCAGGAACAUCGCGAAGGUCAAGUGGGAUAACGGCCGCUCCAACAUCUACAGAGUCGGCCACGAGGGAAAGGUGGACAUCAAGUACAUAGAGGAGGGGAUCGGACCGUCCUACUACAGGGACAACAUGGCAGUGUUGGACGUGAGCAGUGUACGGAGGGACAGCGUGGACAGUGCGAGACUAGAAGCCGGAUGUAAAGUCUGUGUCCAGGUGGACAAGGACGGGCUCAAGCAGAUCCAGGCGACCAAAGGAGGGUGGUCAGCAGGCAUGUCACAGUGUAUUGGGAAAAUCGGCAUUAUCAAAGAUAUUCCCAGUCAGGGCAUGGCUAGUGUUGAGUUCGGGAGCAGCAAGUACCGGAUAGCUACAGAGGCACUCAUAAAGGUGCACGACCACACGCUGAACACCGUGGUGCGGGUACUGGGGGACAGGAAGAAGGUGCAACAGCUCCAGGAGGGGCAUGGCGAGUGGAGAUCCAGGAUGGAGCAGGUCUUGGGGAAGGUGGGACGAGUUGUGAGAGUGGACAGUGACGGCGACAUCGUGGUGUCCUUUGGCUCCACCAAGUGGAUCUUUAACCCUGCAUGCCUUGUCCCCGCCCCCGGGGAAAGGGUGGACGAUGUGGAAGCAGGGGGAAGGGAAACUGCUGGACUUGGAGGUUUAGGAGGACCCCUGAUGCAGCUCCUGGCCGGACUCCUGGAUAAACAGAUGAUGGGGAUGAUGGCUGCUGCCAUGGCCGCUCGAGCUGCUGCACCAGGGGCAAACUCGGGUGACCUCUUCAAGGCCAUCCUGGCUGGGGACAAAGAGGCAGUCAAAUCCAUCGUCAAAGCCAACCCCAAAAUGGCUACAGAGCCGAUCAAAGACCUGACUCCACUGAUGAUAGCAUCGCACGAAGGGCAGGUAGACAUUGUUCGAAUCCUUCUCGACAGCGGGGUUGACAUGGAGGCCAAAGGUAAAAAGGGUGUCACGGCCAUUGCAACAGCUAUAAUAGGUGGCAAGGAAGUGGUUGCUCAGCUGUUGAUUGAGAGGGGUGCCGACAUUCACAUGACCCUGAACGAUGGACAGACAACUCUUCACUUGGCUGUACACAAGAACCUGUCGAAGACCCUCAAGCUACUGAUCCAGAAGGGAGCGGAUGUUAAUUCUGUGGAUGGAUCGAUGGACACGCCGCUGCAUGAUGCUAUCGAGGUCAGGAGCAAUGACUGUGUAGAGGUUCUCCUGGGCAGCAGAAACAUCAACCUUCGGCUGUGCAACAAAAGGAGCUUCAACCAUCUUCAUCUGGCCUGUCUGAGAGGCAAUAUUUUCUAUGAUAGUGCUGUAGAGAAGCUCCUGGAGCGAGACCAAUCCCUGGUGGACCUGCUCAUGGCCGGUGAUGGCUACUGUGCCCUACACAUCACUGCAGCCAACGACCAUGUCGAGUGUGCCAGACUCCUUAUCGACAAAGGCAAAGCGGAUGUGAACAGGAAGGGGCAGAAGGGAGACACUCCGUUACACACGGCAGUCAUCAAACCGAACUACCGUGUAACGGAACUACUGCUGGAUAAAAGUGCCGAUGUGAACAGUACCAACGACAAAGGCGACACGCCGCUCCAUAUCCUUUUCGUUCACAGUUCGAGGAAGAAGAAAGAAGCAGGAGAGGCGUCGCUGUCUCCACGUGAUGUUGAAACGUACGUGAAGGUUGCCGAACUACUCCUGAAGCACCAGGCUGCCUACAACCGCAAGAACAACAUAGGCGCUGCUCCGCUCCAGUUGUGUAGCAGCGAGAGGAUAAAGCUCAUCGUCAAAAAUUUCAUACAGAAAAAUCAAGCGUCCCUGAAUGCUGGAUCAGGAAGCUCCCCACAGCAACCACAGGGGAAAGCAGAUGGCCAGAACGCUAUGUCUACCCUGAAAAUGGCCCUGCCCUGCUGUAGAUGCUUCAGCGCCAUCUCGGACAUCACCCUGAAGCCGUGCAACCACAAAGUCCUUUGUCGGUCCUGCUGCACCAAAACCAACCAGUGCCCCAUGUGUAAUACCGCCAUCCAGCAGAGAGAGGCCCCAGUUUCUACAGCUGAAAUGGACCCCGCUGAAUUGUGCAAAAUGCAGUGAUCCCCCCAAGUAGUCUGUGACGUAACAGUGUUUGAAGAUGAAGACGUUUUCAUAUUUUGUAAUUUCACACUUAGAGUUAUUCGCCAGUAUGUGUUGUUUUUGAUACCUGGACACAAUGGGUUGUCUGCAAUUGUCAUUUGAAACUGAUAUUAGAUAUGCAAAACCUGGAGUUUUUGUAUCGUGAGCUUUAUCUGAGAUGAUUUUCGUAUCAGUUUAGACGUUAUUACUUUUUCGAAACUUUAAAACCUUCAACUGUUGUAUUCUAGAGACAUUUACAAGAGAGAUGUAUAUAACACUCGUGUUAAGGUCAUCGUGUCUGACUAGUUUGGAUGUGAAGAAUAGCACACACCAACUGGAUUGAUAGGGACGCCAGAUCUCCUCUGUCACCAUGAAACUAGAGGACUACGUACAAACAACCAUUGUAAUGGCUGUCACAGACAUCACCAGAGAAGUCUUGAUGAAGAGGGAUAUAAACUAAUCCGUGAAAUAUUAUAUUUUGUUUUAUGUGUCACUCACAAAUAAUGUGUACAUUUUCUUUAUAUUGAUGAUAUUAAAUGGGCAAUAUCACAAUAUAUGUAAUGUGGAUUAAAUGUUAAUGAAUCAA